GCGAGAUACAGUUAAUAGACUCCCACUGAACCGUUCAUAGAUGAUUUAAGAAUGUUAAUAUAUAUACUAUCACUGUUGGUUACCGCGGUUGUUGCAUCAAGAGAUCCUCGAUGCUUUCAAUAUAAAGCGGACGCUGAAGCGCUGACAUUGCCUCACAGAAGUGAUUGUACUAAAUUCCACAUUUGCGAUGUCGGCGGCAGAGCCUUGGAGAUGAAAUGUCCACCAAACACAUUCUUUAGUGCAAAGGAUGGGGUCUGUUCGUUUGACAAUUCUGCUUGUGAUGGUUCGGAAACGAUUCAGAAACCAAUAGCACCUGAGGUCGACAACGGAAAUAAUAUACCAGAUCAACCAAAUUCUUUGGAAAAGGCUUGUUAUGAUAUGCCGUCUGGAGUAACUCUACCAUUGGUUGGUGAUUGCUUUUCGUACAUUGUAUGUCUUCGCGGGAAGCCCAUCGUUUUAUUAUGUCCAGAAGGUUUGGCAUAUGACAGUAGAAACAGUAGAUGUGAAUUCAAGGAUGCAGUAAGCUGUGCAGUACGCAAUCCCCAAGAACCAAGCAACCCUUCAAAGCCUGCCAGUCCUUAUCUAAAUGAAGAUGAUAAAGUAUAUCAAGUGAUGCCAUCUGAAGAAAUGCAUGGUGAUCAUCCUGCCUCUCCAGUCAAACAACCACCGAUUAUUGCUUUACCAGAACAACCAUUCAUUCCGCAAAAUCCGCCACAACCAAUAGUACCUUUGCCGCUUCCAAUUCCAAUCUUACCUCCACAAAUCCCAAUUGUUCCCGAGAGGGAAGCACCGGUUCAACUUCCAAGCGAUCUUAAUAAUGGCCCAGCUUUCGUUCCAUACAAGGAAGUAUUCGUUAACGACCCCCGUUGUUUGAGAAGGUCCGAUCCAAACAAUCCCAUUUUGCUUUCUUAUGCUGGAGACUGCCGAAAAUAUCUCGUUUGUGUUGGUAAUACUGCUAUCGAAAAGAGCUGCCCAGACGGUCAGCACUGGAGUACGGAAAAUGGAUGGUGCGAUUUUCCUUCUCGUGCCAAGUGUGAAAUGAUAUAGAUUGAAAAUUCGAUAAAAAGUAAAUUGAACAUAAUAAAUAUUUAAAGUUGAUACAGACCGUUCAUCAAGCACAUUGAAUAUCAAGCGAACUUGAGGUUUAUGAGGUACGAUUAGCUAUAAAAACCAAUAAAUUCUGAUGAAGAAUAAUGUUUCACGAUAUUUUUUUAAUUUCUUAAUAAAUGGUUGAUUUGAAAA
Messenger RNA from Malaya genurostris, 1242 nucleotides. RefSeq names its product probable chitinase 10. The transcript has 2 exons. The coding region runs from base 52 to 1047 and encodes 331 amino acids. The record is from RefSeq and is a predicted model, not a curated record. Gene Ontology annotation, molecular function: chitin binding. NCBI's taxonomy places the organism in Eukaryota, Metazoa, Arthropoda, Insecta, Diptera, Culicidae. Gene Ontology annotation, cellular component: extracellular region.